CUGCAGAUCUUGGAAAAAAAAAAGCUUAAAGAAAGAACGAAAAUGCAAGUGCUCCUUUUACGUUUGUUCCUGGUGCCUUGAAUUUUUGUUGAAUUAUUGAUAACAGACGUAUGAAAAUGAAACAAAGCAAUGAAACAUGAUGAAAUUGAAACAACCGACACUCUGUCGUAAGCCCAGCGGAGGAUGCGACGAAAGGCCCACAAAACAAAAAUCCAGGCACAUCCAUGAAAACUGUAUAAAUAGGGAAUUCUGUAAACAAUCUCUUUGACGAUCUUUACAGAAAACUCUUUCCUCCGUUUUCCUUUAUUCAACGCCAUCAUCAUGUACACUUCUAUCAAGGCUCUUUCUCUCGCUGCUCUUGCUGGUCUUGCCGCAGCUGCUCCCUCCGGUGGUGCUCAAGUCACUGUCAAGAACCAAUGUGGUUCCGAUCUCCACGUUGGCCAACUCACCAACGGUGAAAGCCAAGCCAACGUCCAGGUCAUCAGCCAAGGUACUCAAAAGAACUACGAUCUUCCCAGUGACUGGCAAGGUCGUUUCUGGGCUCGUUCCGACUGUGAUGGUGAUGCCUGCUCUGCUAUUGCUGGUGCUGCCGCUCCUGCUUCUUUGGCCGAGAUUACUUUCAAGGGUCAUGCUGGCUAUGACUACUACGAUCUGUCCUUUGUCGACGGCUUCAACUUGCCCAUCAAGUUCUACCCUGUCAAUGGUAACAAGGACAGCGAUGAUCAAUACCGUUGCGGUGCUCCUGCCUGUGGUACCGUUCCUUCGUGCCCCGAGGAUGAAAUGAAGGUCUACGGUAGCGAUGGUCAGGUCGUUGGCUGCAAGUCUGCAUGCUCUGCUUACGGUACCGAUGAAUUCUGCUGCGCUGGCGCACACAAUCUGCCAAGCACUUGCAGCCCUAACCAAUAUUCCAAGGCUGUCAAGGACGCUUGUCCCGAUGCUUACUCGUAUGCUUACGAUGACACUACUUCGACCUACAUGUGCAAGGCCGAUACCUACGAACUUGUCUUCUGCCCUUAAAUAUUUUUUAUGGAUAAUCUUGUAUACUGCACAUACACUCUAUAACUCUCAUAUUAAUGUAAUUAGUUUGCUUUUAUAAUCGUACCGUCAUUAAAAC
Molecule: messenger RNA, 1114 nt
Organism: Zychaea mexicana
Lineage: Eukaryota; Fungi; Mucoromycota; Mucoromycetes; Mucorales; Lichtheimiaceae
Product: thaumatin
Exons: 1
Coding region: 322-1017 (231 amino acids)
Source: RefSeq, a predicted model, not a curated record